Molecule: messenger RNA, 7804 nt
Organism: Pseudopipra pipra
Lineage: Eukaryota; Metazoa; Chordata; Aves; Passeriformes; Pipridae
Gene: LARP4B
Product: La ribonucleoprotein 4B
Exons: 17
Coding region: 73-4176 (1367 amino acids)
Biological process (GO): positive regulation of translation
Cellular component (GO): cytosol; cytoplasmic stress granule
Molecular function (GO): mRNA 3'-UTR binding
Source: RefSeq, a predicted model, not a curated record
CAUAGAAAGUUAGUUUAGUGUAAGAGGAAGGUGAUUUGCAAUGAGAAGACCCUCUGACACUACUUAUUAAACAUGGGCUGCUGCUUCAGUAAAGAAUUGAGUAACAGCACGAGUGAGGAGAAAAUCAGCUUGUUACAAAAAUCUGUGGAAGAGGAAGCACCAGAGUCAAGGAUAAGUAAAACUUUAUCUUCAAUUUUUGGAACUGUGAAAAGCCAGGAUCUGCAUACAGUGGGAAGGACAGUUAACGGGGCGGCUGCGACAAUCGGCAGUGAAUGCGUUUGUAGCGAUGAUUGCGCAGUGUCAAAUUCUAAAUCUGGCUUUUUGGGUAGAAAAGGGAAAUAUCCGUCAUAUAAAAGCAUGGGGAAUACUCCCCAUGAGAGCUCGAGGAGGACAUAUGACAGACCUUUUAGCUUCUUUAAUUCCUUUAGUCACCUCUUGAAAGUCUCUGGUACGUAUGGAAAUCUGCAGAAAAGUGAAGAAAAGAAAGACAGGGUUAUUAAAAAAAGAGCACCUAAAAAAUCUAAUAGCAAUGAUCAGCACAUGAACAAUAUAGAAAACAUUAAUAGUAAUAUUAAUAACGAAAAUGUAGCUGUACAAGAGCAUUGCUUAUUUGAUCAUAUUUCGAAUUCACGUGUACCAGACAUCCUGGACAAAGGGUUGCAGAGUGAAAUUUCCUUAAAUAGAAAUUUUCUGGAGGAUUAUGCAGUGACGUGUGACCAUUCAAGGCAAAAUGAAACAACAGUAAACGUUAAAGACAGCAAGAGUGACAGCCUACAGAAAGUUUCAAGUUCACAUAGAGGGGUGCCUCCAACACUUUCCUAUCUUGAUGUAGACAACAGUCAAAAUGUGAAAGACAGGGAGUUUUACAGUAUUUGUGUUGUAGAUGCCGAAGAUCUGACAGGGGACAAAGAGGUGCCAGCUACUGUGCAUGAAGAGACUGGAGCAGACAUAGAUAACUCAGCUGUUACUGAUGAAGGAAUGUGCAGCAUGGCACGACCUCUAGACACUGGGAAGGAAUUUCCAGUGCAGCGAUGGGCACAAGUGGAAGCUAAGUUUAAUUCACAGGAAGAACUGUUUGAGUAUAAAAAAGAGGAUAGGCCAAACAUGCAGAAAAAGGACACAAGCAAAUAUUGUAGCAUAGACAUCCAGUCUUUUGAUAACUUACUGACUGACAGGUGUCAGGUGCAUAAGUUAAAUACUGACAAUACAGUAACAGAUGUCUUAAGAGCAAAAGUAUCUGAUGAAAUCAUCCCUGAGAAUCAGCAAGAGGAGGUGUAUUCCAUAGGUAGUGCUGUCAGUUGGAAUGAAUCACUCCAUACAGCUUGUAAUUCUGUGAAACCUGUGGAUGCUGCUGAAAAGGACCACUACAGCACUAACUCAGAAAAGGUGAAACACAGUGAUUGUAUUUCCAGUGUCUUGUUAGACACUGGAAUAUGUAAUUCAGGAAAAACUGAGGGAAGUAAUCAUUCUGAUAUUGUACCACUUGGUUUAAGUGGGCGUCCCUCAAGUGUUGUAGAGCAAACAAAUACUAAACAGAUGGCAGAGAACAUGAGGGGUAACUUUAAAUUAUCACUAGAGUUACGUGAAAUGGACAAUGUAGAAAAACUUGCUGAAAAAGUCUACUUUCUAGAGCCAGAAAGUGAAGUAAACUCAAAUGUGGAAAAGAAAACACUUGAAAGAACUCAUGGUGAUAGCCAAAUGUUUGCACCAGAGUGUAGUGAACAUCACAGCAGUUUUGAAGAGUCCUUGAAAGAUGGAGAGAAAUGCACAGGUACAAUUUUGCAUAGCUGUGAAUCUUUGAAUACGACUGAAAUGCACAAAAACUUGGAGGAAAGUUCUGAUUUUCAAACUCAAAUUAAGGGCUGCAGUGAAGUCAAGACAUCGGCUGAAGCUGCAGACCAUGGUGGCACAGAGGAAGGUGUCUGUGAGCGUGUCACUGGUGACUUGACUGAGGAAGCUGGUAACUUGAGCAGAAGUAGCCCGUGGGAGUCAACCAAGGUUUCCGAGUUAAACCCUAAUGCAAAGGUGUGGGGAAAUCAUAUGUUACACUUGGAAGCAAGUGGUGCCACUGAUGGUAGUGUGAGCAAAACGUGGGAAGAAAUACCUGACCAACCUCCAGAUUCUUGUAAAGAAGGACUGGAUGCCAAUGGUGAUGGCGACAAAAAGCAUCAGAAUGCAGUGCUGACAGAGCUGCCGGAGCCGUCACCAGCUGUUUCGGUGUCAGACCAGACAGAUAUGAACCCUUUGGCUCUCGAUCAUUCUGAGUAUGAGUCUAUGCAUGAAACCACCCAGACAGGUGGAAACGAACAGUUGCAGCCAGAAGGUCAGGAAGAUUUACGAGAAUUACUGAAAAAGACACUGGAAUUCUGUUUAUCUAGAGAAAAUCUUGCCAGUGACAUGUACCUUAUAUCACAGAUGGACAGUGAUCAGUAUGUGCCAAUAAUGACAGUAGCAAACCUUGAUCAUGUCAAGAAACUCAGUACUGAUAUGGAUUUGAUUGUUGAAGUGCUGAGAUCGUUGCCUUUAGUUCAAGUGGAUGAGAAGGGGGAAAAAGUUAGGCCAAAUCAGAAUCGCUGUAUUGUGAUUUUACGUGAAGUACCUGAAUCUACUCCCAUUGAAGAGGUUGAAGCACUUUUCAAAGGAGACAAUUUGCCUAAGUUCAUCAACUGUGAGUUUGCCUAUAAUGACAAUUGGUUCAUCACAUUUGAAUCUGAAGCCGAUGCACAGCAGGCUUACAGAUACCUUAGAGAAGAAGUGAAAACUUUCCAAGGAAAACCAAUUAAGGCAAGGAUAAAAGCAAAGGCAAUAGCUAUAAACACAUUUUUGCCAAAGAAUGGAUAUAGACCUCUGGAUAUGAACCUCUACACGCAGCAGCGUUACACAACAUCCUUUUACAUACCUCCAGUAUACAGUCCCCAGCAGCACUUCCCAUUGUACAGCUUAAUUGGCCCACAGACCUGGUCAGCCACACACAGCUACCUUGACCCUUCAUUGGUAACACCAUUUCCAAAUACUGGAUUUAUCAAUGGGUUCACAUCUCCAACCUUCAAGCCUGCUGCUUCUCCAUUGACAACACUCAGACAAUAUCCUCCCAGGAACAGGAAUCCUAGCAAGUCUCAUAUACGACAUACAAUACCCAGUGCAGAGAGGGGACCUGGGCUUCUAGACAGUCCUACAAUAUUCAACUUUUCUGCUGAUCGUUUAAUCAAUGGCGUCAGGAGUCCACAGACGCGGCAGCCGGGACAAAGCAGGACACGGAUGCAGAGUGCUACUACGAGUUACACCAAGAGGGAAGUAGGAACUGGGCGGAUGGAACAGACCAGCGUUGACUCGUCUCCUGGACUGGGGAGAGGAAGGAAAAACUCAUAUGGCUACCGGAAGAAAAGGGAGGACAAGUUUACAAGAGGCCAAACACAGUCUCCACCACCCGUAAAACCUCCAUCUCCCAGCUUUGAAUUGGGUUUAUCUAGCUUUCCUCCAUUACCCGGGGCUGCUGGCAAUUUGAAGACUGAAGACCUAUUUGAAAACCGACUGUCCAAUGUGGUAAUAGGAACAUCAAAAGAAAGAGAAACCAGGGCCAGGACAAGAGGAAGUGGCCUCAAGCUGCACCAGGAGAAGUUCAGGAUGAACAUCAGGAAAAAUUUCUUCACUGAAAGGAACAUUAAUGUGGAUGCAAGUACAAACACUAUUCCGUCAGGAAUUCCUCGAGAACCGUUGUUACCGGUUUCUUCUACAUUGCCCAGGACCUUUGAAAGGUCUCCUUCGCCACCCCAGUCUUCUGAGGACCCCAAGGUUGUGGAUAAACAGCAGAGAGAGACACAGAGUACAGAAAGACUUUCUUCUUCCUCACUCAGUACUGCAUGUAAAUCGGUACAAGUCAAUGGGGCUGCCAUAGAACUGCGAAAACCUAGUUAUGCGGAAAUUUGCCAGAGAACAACUAAGGAUCCUCCUACAUUGCAACCCCAGAAAGAACAGAAGCCAAACACUGUAGCAUGUGGGAAAGAAGAAAGAAAGCCCACAGAAACAAUAGAGAAAAACAGAGAACCUCCUCCUGCAAAGUCACAUCCUGGACAACCCAAAGACCAGAGGAGACAGUCAGGACGCAGAUCGUCCCCUCCAGCCGUUGGCAAACGCUUAAAUAAAGAACAGAGUACCCCUCCAAAAUCUCCUCAGUGAAACUAACACCUUGGGGGGAUUUGAGAAGAGGUCUACUUCCCACAAAUUAAACCCAUGUUCCCACUAAGAUACCUGAGAAUGAGUUGCUGGUUAGGAGCUUGCAGUGAUACUGGGCAUAUAAUAAUGCCUGCAAGUUAUUUUUCUGUGAAGUACUUUUUCCCCUCUUGAACAAACAUUCUAUUUUUCUGGGUAUUUCUGGAUAGUUGUUCUAAACCUUACAUUUAGAUUGGUGCUUAAUUGGAGGUGAAGCUUAGUGUGAUUUUUUUUUUUUUUUCCAAGGUGUAAAAUAUUUGUCUUUAAAAAAAAAAUCAACUUUUUAUUAAGCCUCUCUGUGGCUGUGUGAGUGCAAGCUCUGUAUAGUGAGUUUUUUCUAAACUGUUAAGCAGAAAUGUGCUGCUGCAAUAUUUUUAAUAAACAGGUCUGCAAGUACAUAUCUAAAGUGUCCAAAAGACUGAUAACGGCAGCUAGUGUGUAGAGUGCAAGGAGGUAGAACAUAUUUUACAAAUUAGUAUGUGACCUUGAAGACUUUUUUUUUUAUUGGGCUGCUGUACUAAGUGUCAGCAAAUGAACUUGCACUUUUAGGUUAAAUGAGUAGCUGUUUCUAGUAUUUUUUAAAAAAAUAAUCUUUUUUUGAUGUUUUGCACACACAAAAUUAAUUCUACGGGGCACCAUAGCAGUCUUUCUAAAAUAUUUCCUUUUUUUGACUUACUGCAAGCAAGUAACCAUCUUCUCACUCCAGAAUAAAACUGAUGUUAUAAUUUGCAAAUACAAAGCACAUUGUGAAUAGAAAGAAUCAAGUCUGUGAGCUUCUAUGAUGGUGAAGCCUGUUAGUGAGUGGAUGUUAUCAGGAGAAAGCAGUGUAGCCUUCUUGUGAUAACUUUAGCUUCCCUGUGCUUGUAAGGGAGUUAACUGAGUCAGCGCUGUAUAUUCUGGUUACCCCUGUGCUCUGUGUAGACUUUUUUUUAAGCUCUGCCCCAAGUGCUCUUUGAAAGAGUUCAUAUCUUAGUCAGCCUUGUGUUGACAUCUUCCUGUAACUACGAGCAUUGGCAUAUGGAUUUAAAUUUUUCAAGACUUGAGAUAGUGGUGUUUGUUUUGUGUGGUGGAGGAAGAGAUCCCUGAUAUUUACCUCUGGGAUGAGGUUUCUCACACUUAUUUACUUUAGAAGUGAUGCGCUUUCUGAAGGACAAGGAUGCACUAAAUUAGCAAGUUUCUAAUAAAGUUGAAUAUAAAUUAUUUUUGUUUUAAGAUGCCUAAAGUUUUUCUUUAAAUGUUUAAACUGCAGGAAGUUCAGACAAAACUCAUUCCUGCUGACUAUGACAGUACAGUUUAUUCCACAAAAAUGUUUAUUUAAACAACUGAUUUUUUUAAAGAAUUAUUUCCAUCCAAUAUUUAAAGACUUGAAUUUUAUUUAAACUUGAAAAUGACUUUGCCUUAACUUUUGUACAAGACAGCUUAGAGUUAAUGAGGUCUGACCCCAUGGAGGGUUAGCAUGAAUGGAAUACAGAAUUACUCAGUUACAGUAUGUAUCUAUUGUCACUGGUCUUACUGGGUAAACAUACUGUAGUACAGGAACUAGCAGCAGUUUUUGUAAUAUACCUUAAAGAUCUUAAACAGUUGAUCUUUUUCAGAUUGUUGAAAAACCUGUAAAUGCAAAUAGUCAAUACUGUAUUAAAUAUGUGCACUUGGAAGUGUGUGCUUUGCUUGUACAGUUGUAAAUAAUCAGAACAUAUAAAAAGGUACCCUAAAGAAAAAAAUCUGAUAAAAAUUAUUGAUAUUAUAAAUGUUGCUGUUGAGCUGGAUGUAGAUAAACUAAAUGUUGUGGUUUGAAUAUUACUUUAAUUCGUUGUUUUUUCUUUUUCUUAUUUUAUUCUGGUGUGUUGAACUGACUCUGCCUCUUCACUGCAAAAGGGAAAUGGAACGAAAGUCUUAUUUGAAAGCCCUCAAAUGUUUUCCCAAAGUCCCUCUAAAAACAAGCGAUUUAACCAAUUCAAAAGUGUUCUGCAAUGUAAAUAAUGAAUUUCAGCAGUCAAACUGUAAUUUUAAAGUCAUUAAUAAAAAUCAAGUCUAAUUGGGGAAAAAACUUGACUGCUGCAAAAAUAUACACUGAAGCUUACCUGUGUGCUUUCAAGAGUAUCAGUGCAUGAUUCAUGGAACUGUAAAGUAACUAUAGAAGUUGACUCCUGAUAAAUCUCCUAUUACAAGCAUCGAUUGGUAACUAGUUGACAUUUUAAAAUCCAGCCUGUUGUAUGCUGCAGAAUUGGUCAAAACAGGGCAUGCCGGAGUCUGUUGAUUUUUUUUGUUUGUUUGUUUGUUUGUUUAAAAAGCGCACUUUGUGAAUGCUGUGGGAGGAGAUAAGACCCCGACAACAUCACCAAAACCGCUCAACUAGUUCUGUCAUUGGAUUUAUUUUUUUUAAUACUCUUCUCCUUUCCCCAGCGGCAGUGAACACGGUAGCUAGAUUUGUGUAUGGUUUAGGCCAGCUGUAUGAUUCAUUUUGUUUGUCUGCUGCAAGUGAAAGGCUUUCCAGCUGCAAACAAUCGCGAGUGGUUCCUUACAGCGACUGUGUACGGCUCGUCAUGAUGCUCAGCUGGUACCCGAGGUGAUAUAUUGAGACCAGCGGGGUGUGUUGUGCUGUUCUAAUGUAUUCUGCUGCCAUUUGUGCUAGGUCAAUACACUGUAAUUACUGCUUACCCAGCAACAGUCUGUUGCACCAAAAGUUUAAACCUUCCUCUGACGUGGUUUUUAUAGCUUUUUUUAAAAAAAACGAGGUGACACGCCAAAUCGCUGUGUAACAUACCAUACAACUUCUCCUUACUGCAUUUUACUUCGAGAUUUUCUUCUUUUUUUUUUUUUUCCCCCCACUCAGUGACAAAAUGGAGUUUUCGGAGUAGAGUUGUGAAGUUGCAUGCAGACUGUUGCUACGAUACAGAGAGAGAUUAAAAUGUGGCUUUUAAAAUGAAAAACCUCCCAAAAGCAGUAGCUGCGUUAAAGGUUCAGGGAUGCAGUAAUUAAAAUUGGCAUUUUACCUUGUAGGACUGUGUAGUGAUGCUUUUCAUUUUGAAAACGAGUCAAAAUGGGAUCUGAGACUCUCAUUCCAAGAAUUUAAAAAAAAUGAAGGUUGCUUUCAAAACCAAAGGUUGUUUCAGAUCAGUCCCUCACCAUGACACUGUCACUCACAGCUUGGAAAUCUGUGAACAGUGGCAAUUUUUUUUACCUUGCUGCAUUGCCCUUCAAAGCCCUGAGCAGUUGGCAUGGAAAAGGCCCUUGUUGGAACAUGGUGCAGUGUAUCACAAGCAACAGCUGACUGUAAUGGUGCACACCUAUCUCUGUAUCUCCUUCAGUAGCUACAGGUAGGGACUUUUGUGCUUUGUAACCGAUUACACUAAUAGCAGCAGACAAUCUGAGAUUCCUGAGGAGACCUAACAGCUGCCAAUUCAUGAAACAGAAGUGUAAUAUGGGAGCCUUUUUGAGGGUUUUUGUUUUUGUUCUUCUUCCAUUAAGACUGGAAUCAAGCUUACAUGUAAACUAUCAGUAAUUUAAGUUUCCUUUUGUGUCAUAAAAUGUAAAACUGUCUAAUUUGAAAAAAAAUAUGUAGGUUAUGAAAAAUAAAGAUUUAGGCACUGUUGAA